AGGCAGGAGUCUCUCACUCCUCCCGCUGGCAAAGAGAAGGACAGACUAUGUUGUUUUGAGAGAACGUGAAUGAGCAUGCACCUACCAGGUGCACCCAUCCAGCAGUUCCAGCGGCUGGGCAUGUUGGGUCACCCCUAUCCCCGGUCACAGAGGUGGUGUGUCGUGCCAAUGAGGGAUCCCUGUCUCUCAAACCUUGCGGAAGAAGGUAUAGAGGCACCGUGGGUGAACUGGGUGGGCGCAUCCCGCCAGCAGUUCCAUGAAGUAGCACUAAGCCGGCGUGUGUGAUUUGCCAUACCUAUGCUUAUAUUGUAAUUCUCUCUCUCUUCCAAGUCGCAACCGGACUGCCCUCACCUGUGCCGUCUGUCACAAAGUGUACAGAGACCUAUCCACGCACUUGAGGAGAUGCUGCAUGAGACUUCGCACAGACGAUGAGAUCCAAUCCAGUCUGUUAAUUUCCAAGACCACCCUGAAAAACAUUGGCAGCCGUGGUACCACCAUCAGCUACAAUCAGGUCGCCUCCCUUCAAUCCACUGAGGACAUUGUACAGUUCCUGGAAGACAGAGGGUUUACCAUCAUCGAUAAGCCCCCUUCUCCCUGUGCUUCCAGUUUGAUGUCUGGUCCUCCUCCCCAGGCCAGCCAGAAGCUUUCAUCUUCCACCCCCAAUGAUGACGGAACUGUUUGCCAGCUUAUCAGUGAUUGGGAGGAUAGGGAUUUAAUAACCCUGAGCCUAGUGGAGGACAAUGGUGUUCCAGUAACCGUGAACCCGGUGGUGGAGGUUUCUUCAGGAACCAUGAGCCCAGUGGUGGAUGUUUCUUCGGGAACCGUGAGCCCGGAGGAGGGUUCUUUUGGAGCUCAGAACCCAGUGGCGGUGGAGGUUUUUCCAAUAACCGUGAGCCCAGUGGAGGAGUGUUCCUCAGUAACCCCGAGUCUAGGGGAGGUGGAUCUGGCCCCUUCAGGAGUGGAGGUGGAUGUGACCCCUUCAUUAACCAUGGACCUAUUCUCCUCAGCCGAGUCUCCAGGAGAAAGCGAUGAGCAUUUCUUUCAAUGCACUCCCUGGUGGGUACACCACCCUUGGUCAUGAACAUUGAC
Messenger RNA from Bufo gargarizans (Asiatic toad), 1089 nucleotides. RefSeq lists its product as uncharacterized. NCBI's taxonomy places the organism in Eukaryota, Metazoa, Chordata, Amphibia, Anura, Bufonidae. The record is from RefSeq and is a predicted model, not a curated record. The transcript has 2 exons. The coding region runs from base 410 to 1081 and encodes 223 amino acids.